AAUAUUAUAGUGCUAAUGCAAGAUAUUUAUCAGAUGAGGCCAUCAAAGACAUUAAAACAUCAUUCGGUAAGGUACCUGAUGCCAUAAAUACAAUGGCAAAAAAAUAUCGUAUAUCUGUUUCUCGAGCCAAAGAAUAUAUUGAGAAUCGGGAACGUAAACAGCAAAUGAUAGAUUCUUAUUCAUCUCAG
Messenger RNA from Ambispora gerdemannii, 188 nucleotides. The record is from the annotation of a GenBank genome assembly. NCBI's taxonomy places the organism in Eukaryota, Fungi, Glomeromycota, Glomeromycetes, Archaeosporales, Ambisporaceae.